GUUAAAUGGGUAAUCUAAACAGUGAAGAGUGAAGAGGUAGAGGAAGAGAGACUGAAAAUUCUCCAUAAUAAGAGAGCAAGAGCUUCUAGUUAGCUUCGCUUUGAUGGAGUGCUCUCUUAGGCUUACAACUUCACCGCCAACCACGUCAAUAACCGACACCCGCAGGUCCAGAAACUACAAAUCUCGAACCCUUCAAGUCUCUGCAGUCUCUUACAGGGAAUUCAUCAACUUUGCCAUCGAAGAAACCAAAAGCCACACCGUUUUGGUGCCUUCUCCUCUCCAGGAAAAAUACAGGUCAGUCAUUGCCUUGGACGGAGAAACAGAGCUUCAAAUGGUAUCAUUCCAAGCUCCCAAGAUUAGACUUCUACGUAGUUUGAGCAUUGAGAAUGAAAGAAUGCAGGUUUUUGAUUUUGGUGUCUUUCCUAAACCAGAAUUUGAUGUACCCAUAUUUUGUGCCAACUUUUUCACCGCUGCUAGCAUGAACAUAAUUGUAUUGGACCUUAACCCUCUGCAUGAUGUCACAAUGCGAAGAGAUUACAAGGAAAAGUACUACAAAAGCUUAAUGCCUCUGGCUGUCAAGUAUGCUGAGCUUUUACCAUGGGGAGGAAAGCUUACAAGCGAGUCUUUGAAAUUUUUUUCACCAAUGGUCAUAUGGACCAAAUUUACUUCAAGUCAGUACAAACAUGAUAUUCUAUAUUCUGCAUUCGUGGAUUAUUACAAGGCAUGGCUUAAGCUGAUUGACCAUGCAGUGGAGGAGACAGAUGUUACUAAAAUUAUGAGCAACCGCGAAGCGCAACAUAGAUAUCUGACCUGGCGAACAGAAAAGGAUCCAGGUCACAAUGUGCUGAAAAAGCUUGUUGGGGAGAUGCUUGCAAAGGAGCUCUUGAGGGAGUUUCUCUUUCAUGGAAUAGAUGAACUAGAAAGCAAAACAUUUUUGGAUUACUUCCCAGAGUAUUGUUGCGAGGAUGGGAACAUAAAUGAGAAGCGUAGUAUCAUUGGCAAGUCCUUUGAGAAUCGCCCUUGGGAUAACGAAGGAGAGUUCAUUGGCGGCAUUUAAAAAUGACUUGGGAAAUUUCCCUGGUUUUGCGUAGUUCUUCUGUUUCGAAUUCACCAACUGCAAGGGCCUUUCGAGGUUAAGUAGACAUGAGUUGCCAACUAUUCUGUACUUGAGCUAUGCUCUUCAGAUUUAUGUAUUUAGGCAAACUUCAUGUGUCUGUGAGGUGGUUCAAUUUAUGUCCAUUUAUCACUUCAACUAGUUAGUGACUCGGGUCUAAGGUAAGAGUGUAAAAUAAAUGUUACUUUUUAAUGGUGUGGAUGAAUGAAAUGACAAGUGGGAUCCAUUGCUCUGGGGGUCU
Tripterygium wilfordii is the source of this 1355-nucleotide messenger RNA. Its product is annotated as phytochromobilin:ferredoxin oxidoreductase, chloroplastic. The record is from RefSeq and is a predicted model, not a curated record. NCBI's taxonomy places the organism in Eukaryota, Viridiplantae, Streptophyta, Magnoliopsida, Celastrales, Celastraceae. The transcript is spliced from 8 exons. Gene Ontology annotation, molecular function: phytochromobilin:ferredoxin oxidoreductase activity; cobalt ion binding. Bases 104 to 1057 code for a protein of 317 amino acids. Gene Ontology annotation, biological process: phytochromobilin biosynthetic process.